Molecule: messenger RNA, 24343 nt
Organism: Pelobates cultripes (western spadefoot toad)
Lineage: Eukaryota; Metazoa; Chordata; Amphibia; Anura; Pelobatidae
Source: the annotation of a GenBank genome assembly
GCUUGAUGAGAGCAUGGCCGCCUUCGCAUAGGAUGUUUUCACAUGUUUCUAUGCAGCACAUGUGCAACAGAAUAGCCACUUCCUCUGUUCAUAUACAGCUCAGAGGGGAUCCUGUGUGUGUGACUGCACUUACUGGCCCAGUAGCCAGCAUUGCUCCUUUCUGGAUUACCCUGACCACAGGCUGGAGGCAGAGGCAUGGCUGCUGGAUUCAAGUGAGUUUACAGGUUUCAGUGUAGUCUGGGGGGCUGGUUUUUAUGGCCAUUCCAGACAUACAGUCUUAGUCUGGAUACUGUAAUACCCCCCCCAUGAGGGUUUGUACUGAAAGACCCCAGGAAUGGAGCCAGGGAGCUGUGACUCCUGAAAAAAUGGAACACUGGCUGCUGCUAACUUGUUACAACUAUUUUACAUUGAAUUUGAUGAGCACAAUACUAAGGAUAAAAAACUGGCACAUGAAUUCUAGAGAGCAGCGUCCUUCACAACAGAUUAUUGUUGUUUUAUUUGCAAAACAGAAUAGGAACAGACUUUUGACUAAUUUAAAAAAACGAUUUCCUGUCUAGAAGUAAGGCUUUAGUGAUGGUUUUGUUUUAGCACAAAACUACCUGUCAUUCCAGAUUGUUAGCUAUGAGAUACCUCUGCAAAAAACAAACAAUUGCCCAUGAGUUACAGUUCCCUGCAAAUAUAGUUAUUUGUUGAUAUAUGGUUAUUUUUAGUUAUAUAGUUAUUUGUUGAUAUGCCUAGACAUAUGGCAACAUCAAAGCUAAAAAAAGUGAAUCUGGAAAAAUCCUCUAGUCACAGCCUGGUUAUUGUAGUCUCAAUUUUGACAUUCGAACUUAAAGGACCACUCUAGGCACCAGGUCCCUCUAGGAUUAACCCCUUUUUUUUUUUUUAUAAACUUAGUUUCAGAGAAACUGCUAUGUUUAUAAUUGGGUUAAUCCAGCCUCUAAAGCCUCUAGUGGCUGUCUCAUUGACAGCCGCUAGGGGCGUUUGCGUGCUUCUCACUUUGAAAAUCACAGUGAGAAGAUGCAAGCGUCCAUAGGAAAGCAUUAUGAAUGCUUUCCUAUGAGACUGGCUGAAUGCGCGCACAGCUCCUGCCGCGCAUGCGCAUUCAGCCGGAGAGGAGGAGGAGAGCUCCCCGCCCGGCUCUGGAGAAAGAGGUAAGUGUUUACCCUUUCCUCUCCCCAGAGCCCGGCAGGAGGGGGUCCCUGAGGGUGGGGAGUAUGUUUUCCUGGCACUAUAGUGGUCCUUUAAAGGAACACUUCACACUCCUAAACGCUAAGGUAUUUUAGGGGUUUAUACAUGGCUUGACAAAUUUGCUUUGAAUCUAGGAGCCAGUGUUUUUUUUUAAACUAAGAAAGCUUUAUUAAGCUAAUAUAUGGUAUAAAAUACACCUAGUAGUGGAGCGCUAUAUAGGUGCAACUUUUUUAUUUAUUUUUUUACUUACCCCACAAAUUAGGUAAUAUAGUGAAUAUCAAAUACAUAAAAGACAAAAAAGAAAGGACAAAAGAUAGUGUAGAUGGUCUAAAAACCACAAUAGAUUAUAGAUAAGGCUAAAAACCACUCACAUGUAACGGAGUCUAUAAAUUAUUGGCUCCGUAAGAUGAACUUUUAUGCUCUUAAGGCAGCAUCAAACCUCUUCUUCUGUAACGUCUCCUCCAAUGGGGAUAUAAAGAGAGAAGCAACCAAUGUGUAGUAUUUUAGCUUACAAAAAACCUUAAAGACAUAAAAUAGGUAUUAAGCUCACCUUUUUUUAGAGUCUUCAACUCCUGGCUCUAAGGGUAACAAAAGGGUGCCAAUUUUCUGGGGAUGGCACUACCCCAAUGAAGAUUCUUAAAGUGACACUGUAGGCACACAUACCACUUUAGCUUAUUAAAGUGGUCUGGGUGCAAACUCCCGUCACCCUUAACCUUGAGCGUAAUUAUUGCAAUUUUUAUAAACUACAGUAAUAACCUGCUAUGAUUAACUCCUCCUCUAGUGGCUGCUAGAGGGACUUCCGGGUUGUUAGGCGACUUUUGGUCGCCUAAACGACGCUGGACGUCCUCACGCUAUGCAUGAGGAAUUCCAGCAUCGCCAAAAUCCCCAUUAGAUAAUGCUUUCCUAUGGGGAAAUUCUAAUGCAAGUGCGGCCAUUGCUGCACAUGCGCAUUAGGUCUCCCCCCGCUGGCGGACGUCGGAGGGGAAGGAUUGUGGGCAGUGCGACCUAGUAUGUACGCCAGUUUGCCAGCCUCUUCUCCUGGGGGGCCCAGGAGCUGGCCACCUCAUGGCCCCUCGAGGCUGGCAGUGGCGUCACUUGGCGGGCGCGCAAGGGAGCAUUCUCCCCUGAGAAUAUGAUGUCAUUCCGGCUCCGGCAUCAGUAAGUGGCGCGCGAGGGAGCUGAACAGGAGGAUCAGUGCUCCCUCGCGCGCCCGCAGUGACCGGCUACCCAGCAGCACCACUGGACCCCAGGGAAUCCCCUCAGCAUUUCCAAAGGUAGGGAGGCUGGGGGAUGCAAUUUAAAAAAAUAAAAAUAAUUAGUAUGUGUGUCAGUGUGUGUUUGUGUGUGUCUGUUAUUGAGUGUGUGUCUGCUAGUGAGGGUCAGUGUGUGUGUGUUAGUGUGUGUGUCUGUUACUGAGCGUGUUAGUUUGUGUGUCUGUUAUUGAGUCUGUGUUUGUCAGAGAGAGUGUAUGUUUUGUAAGUGAGUGUGUAUGUGUGUCUGUCUGUCAGUAAAUGUGUGUGUCUGUUAGCUAGUGUGUGUGGUCAAAACCCCUUCAGCACUUACCUUUCUCCAGCGCCAGGUUCCCUCGGCACUGGGGAUCUCUCUGCCCCGAUCUGCCUCUCAGCUCCGAAUUUGCGCAUUCAAACCGCCCAUAGGAAAGCAUUACUCAAUGCUUUCCUAUGGACGUCCAGGGUCUUGAUAAUCGCGGAAGUGCCUCUAGCGGCUGUCAGUGAGACUGCUACUAGAGGCUGGAUUAACCCUCAGUGAAACUUCUAUGUUUUCAGCUGCAGAGUUAAAACUAGAGGGAUCUGGCACCCAGACCACUUCAUUGAGCUGAAGUGAUCUGAGUGCCUAUAGUGGUCCUUUAAGUGUAUGUAUCUGCAUACAGUGGUGUACAUACCGUGGUCACAGGGGUCGCAGCCGUGCGACCCCUGUGACCAGGUGCCCGCCGCCAUGUGUUGCUGCCCCGACCGCGCAGAGUAAGCGCGUGGAGGGGGGGCAUGGAUCAAUUUUCGGACAGGUGCCCCAUGGAUUGUGUGUACGCCACUGAAUUCAAUGCAUCUCUAUAAGUAGAUGCUGAUUAGCAAAGCGUUUUGCCGCACUUGCGCAAUAGCCUCACAAUGUUUUCCUGGGAAAGCAUUAGAUUAGAUUGGCAGAGAUCAUCAAGAUUGAUGAUCUCAGCCAUGGAGACAGGGCUAGCCACUGCAAGACUGGCACGGCAUUGGGGGAAAAAGGAGCGUACAAACACCUUUCCAUGUAAUCAGAGGGGGGCUGUUCACCUAAACACACACAUAUUCACUGACAGACACAGCCACUUACUGAUUUGACACACACUCACUGAUACGGACACACCCACGGAUACUGACACUCUCAUACACAUAAUAUCACACACUCACAAAUUCUUGUUAUUUUAUUUUUUUUCAUUUUACAUCCUCCCAGCCUCCCUACCUUGGGGAGAACUGGAGUGGAUACUUUUUCUGGGAUCCAGUGUGGCUUGUGUCAUCUUACUGCUCUUCUUGCUGUGCUCCCUUGGCACUGUUUAGUGAUGCUGGGGCCUGAGUGACAUCAUAUACCGGCUCCGAUCAUCAUAGCAGGACGCGCGAGGGAGCAGCGCAAGAAGAACUUAAAGAUUACAGGUCCAGUACCGCCUUCAUUCUCCCGCAGGCGCAGAUCGGCUGACAAACGCCCAGGCGCCAGGACAAAAUUCCUAGGCACCAUAGUGACCUGACUUCUGGGAUUUGUCGAGCCCUGGAUUAAUAGAUUAAUAGAAAUCAGUAUUUUUAUAAAGUGACAUAGUUACACCUCCGUAGCUGUCAUCGGACAGGCAGGAGCGUAAUCUUCCAGCACAAAGUAGAGUAGAUGGAUUAGAGGUAAGUUAACCCUUUAUUUUGGGGGAAAAGGGGCAAGAUAAUCUAGUCUGACAAUGCAACACUCCAGCAUUAUACAUAAAUGCAUUUAUUUAUAAUGCUGGAGUGUACCUUUAAGGGGUUACUCCAAGCAACAAUGACCACUGCAGUGAUUUGAAGCGGUCAUGGUGUUUGGAGCCUUUAUGUGCAGCACCGACGAAGGAGGCCUCUACGUGUGGUCGAAUGUAAGCUUUCCUCCCUACCUUCCUUCCUCGAGGUGAGGGGGGCAUGCUAUUUAAAAUCAAAAUAAAUUGCCAUUUAAGAACAGUUUGGCCUUUACAUAUCUCUGUCUGGUACCCAUGCUGCUGCUGAUCUGAGCUGGUUCUCACUCCUGCAUUAUCAUAACAAGCUUGGAAAUAAUUAAUUGGCUGAAAGUGCUAGCCGAUUCAUAUUAUUAUACUAACUCAUACCAUACAAGUAUGAACUAUUGCUUUGCCAUAGUGGCUCAAAAUGAAAGCCAUGGCAGAGACAGGUAAGUACCAAUAAAAUGAAAGAUAAGUGUGUUUACACAAGCCAAAAAGGCAUAAUAGUAUUAAUUAAGAGCCAACACGUUGACAGAGGUGUCAUACUCUUCUUAAAUGGUUUUGCAAUUUACUGCCAGGCUGUGCCAGGGGACUUCUGGCACAACAACCCAACCAGUCCAGGGCGCUGUAGUGGCUAUGAUGCUUAGACUGUUCUGUUGAGAAUCAACAUAUCCUUUUUUCUUUCUUACCCCCAGAACAGUGGAACCCUUGGAAUAUUACAGAAAAUUUCUGGUGAGUAAAAAUAUGGCUUCAGCUCAACUUUUCACAAAAUAACCAUUGUAAUGCUUGUAACAUAUCCUAGAAAUGUCUAGCUCAAGAGGGCCAUUUGAACAGGGUUGCCCAAAGGGUAUAUACCCAGAUGUUGUAGAGCUAAAACAUGAUGCCAGCCUUUAGAAUAUCAAAGCAUCAUCAAAGCUCUAGUUACAAAACAUCUGGAGAUUUACCUUUUUGGCACCCCUGCCUUAGAAGGUUAGAUUAACAGCACUCGUAUUUACACAAAGUUUAAUGAUAACUAUUCAGGCAGGAUUUUAAUGCAGAUCGCAUAAUAUAAUAUAAAAUUAUUUCCGUGCUGGAUCUCCAUUUUCCUCAGAAUAUAUUUUUCGCCGCAAAGAUUUCUUAGUUUUCAGUUAUAUUGAGAUAAUGCAUCAUACAGUAUUAUAUGUUUAAAACAAAUGUAUAAAAAAAUCAAGAGAAGAGUUAAAGAGAGAGCUAUUUAUGUUGGAAAAUUAUUUAUUGGCACUGGUAAAUGUGUCUCUCCUACUCAGCUUAGUUGGGCUAUAGAGCAGAAAGAACAUUUAAAGGGACACUAUAGUCACCAACACAACUACAGCUUAUUGAAUUUGUUCUGGUGAGUAGAAUCAUUACCUUCAGGCUUUUUGCAGUAAACACUGUCUUUUCAGAGAAAAUGCAAUGUUUACAUUACAGCCUAAGGAUAACUUCACUGGCCACUCCUUAGAAGGCUGCUAGAGUUGCUUCAUGGGGCAGUGCCACUGCCAUUCAGUGUCUCCACCCUCUGCAUGGAGACACUGAACUUUCCUCAUUGAUUCAGUGCAUCUCUAUGAGGAGAUGCUGAUUGGCCAAAGCUGUUUUUGGCUUGUGCUGGCUCUGCCUCCUUGACAAGCUUAUCCAAUCCAGUUGGAAAGCAUUGUGAUUGGCUGAGAUCAUCACUUCUGAUGCCAUCGGAUGGGGGGGGUGGGUAAAGCUCAUGUGCGGCGAGAGAUGCAAGUACAUUUACCCCUCAUCAUAGGAAAGCAUUGCUCAAUGCUUUCCUGUGGGGAUUUUACUGACUCUGGAUGUCCCCAUGCAGUGUGUGAGGACGUCCAGUGUCAGGCGACCAAAAGUCGCCCAACAAGCAGGAAGGACCUUUAGUGGCUGUCUGAUAGACAGCCACUGGAUGCAGUCUUAGUCCUGCAAUGUAAUUAUUGCAGUUUCACAAAAACUGCAAUGAUGUAUAUUGCCGGACUAAAUGGGACAGGGACACUGCAUCCAGACCACUUCAAUAAGAUGAAGUGGUCUGGUUGCCUAUAGUUUCUCUUUAAGAUUAGAGGCAUAUGAUGGAAUAUGCUAUAAAGAAAGAUGGAGGGGGGUGAGUUAGUGAUAGCAACAUUUUGGAAAUGUUUGUUCAGGGAAGCCAAAGUGCAGGUAUGAGUCUGGAAAAGCAAGGAAUGCAAAGGAUUCACAAAUAUGCUUUUCUAUAGGGAAUGAGGGUGAUGCAAGAAUUUGGUUUGGGCUCCCUAUAGUACAAGGGUGGCCAAAAGGUAUUCAUCAUUUGCCCAUCCUUACUAGGUUGUAUUUGUGAGCGGUUUGUGUUCCUGAAUAAAGGCAUGUUUUUGUAUGGAGUAUGUGUGUGAAUGUAGGGGUGUAUUUGUUUGUACAGUUGCCAUUGGAAUGAAUAGUGUACUUCUUUGCAAUGUUUGCAUUUGAAUGCAUAGGUGUGUUUGUAUGCAGUUUUGGCUUUUGAAUGUAGAUGUGCCUUUGUGUGUAGUUUGGUAUUUGAAUGCAGGAGUGUUUGUAUAUAAUUUUCACAAUAUAGUGCAGGGUAUGUUUGUAUGUAAUGUUUGCGUAUGGAUGUAAUGUUGGCUUUUAAGUGCAGGUGUACAUUUGUGUUUAGUAUUAAUGUUUGAAUUAAGUGGUGUGUUUGUAUAUACUUUUGGCGUUUGACUGCAGGGGUUUGUUUGUAAUGUUUUCGUUUGAUUGCAAGGGUGUAUUUGCAUGUAGUGUUGUUUAAUUGCUGAAUGUAUGCCUGCCUACAUACAUACUUACACAGAUAAACAUACAGAUUGACACAUAAACACACGAAUGUAUACACACAAAGACAAACGCAUACAAAACACACUGACACAGUUAUACAUAUACACACACUGAAGCAUAUGCAUGUGUGUGUAUGUGUCAGUGGGUGUACAGUUGUGCUCAAAAGUUUGCAUACCCUUGGAGAAUUGGUAAUGUAUGUACCAAUUUUAAAGAAAACAUAAGUGAGCAGGCAAAACACAUUUCUUUUAUUUCUUAUGGGAUUCAUAUUCAACUGAAGGUUGUAACAACAAAACAUGGCAACAAAGAAAAAAAUGAAAUGACCCAUGUUCAAAAAUCUGCAUACCCUUAGUUCAUAAUACUGUGUAUUGCCCGCUAUAGCAUCAAUGACAGCAUGCAGUCUUUUGUAAUAGUUGUCUAUGAGGCCCCUAAGUCUUGCAUGUGGUAUAGCUGCCCAUUCGUCUUGGCAAAAUGCCUCCAGGUCAUGCAAAGUCGUUGGUCGUCUUGCAUGAACCGCACGUUUGAGAUCUCCCCAGAGUGGCUCAAUGAUAUGAAGGUCAGGAGACUGUGAUGGCCGCCCCAGAACCUUCACCUUUUUCUGCUGUAACCACUGGAGGAUCAACUUGGCCUUGUGCUUAGGGUCAUUGUCAUGCUGGAAAGUCCAAGAGUGUCCCAUGCACAGCGUUUGUGCAGAAGAAUGCACAUUAUCUGCCAGUAUUUUCUGAUAACUUGUUUCACAGUGGGAAUGGUAUUCUUUUCACUAUAGGCCUUGUUGAUCCCUCUCCAAACAUAGCGCUUAUGAUUAGAGUGUGCCAGAAGCUGUGAGAUGUGUCGGAUAUAUUGUAAUUGGGCUUUUUGUGGCAUUGGCGCAGUAAAGGCUUCUUUCUGGCAACUCGACCAUGCAGCAAAUUUUUGUUCAAGUAUCAUUGUAUUUGGCUCCUUCAAACAACCAUGCUGUCUUUUUCCAGAGCAGCCUGUAUUUCUCCUGAGGUUACGUGUCAGCUUUUCUUUGUAUCCCAAAAAAUUAUUCUGGCAGUUCUGGCUGAAAUCUUUCUUGGUCUACCUGACCUUGGCUUGGUAUCAAGAGAUCCCUGAAGUUUCCACUUCUUAAUAAGUGAGAUUGAACAGUACUGACUGGCAUUUGAAUAUCUUUUUAUAUCCAUUUCCAUCUUUAUAAAGUUCCAUUACCUUGUUAUGCAGGUCUUUUGACAGUUCUUUUCCGCUCCCCAUGGCUCAGUAUCUAGCCUGCUCAGUGCAUCCAUGUGAGAGCUAACAAACUCAUUGACUAAUUUAUACAUAGACACAGGUGUGGGGAAUUAACCUUUAAUUGCCAUUUUAACCUGUGUGUGUCACCUUGUGUGUUUGUAACAAGGCCAAACAUUUAAGGGUAUGUAAACUUUUGAUCAGGGCCAUUUGGGUGAUUUCUGUUAUCAUGAUUUUAAAAGGAGCCAAACAACUAUGUGAAAAUAAAUGGCUUUGUAUGAUCACUAUCCUUCAAAAAAAAAGCCAAUUUUUUUGCAUGAUCAGUCAUUUUCAAAAUCAAUUGCAAUUUUACUUUCUAUGAUUUAAAAAAAAAAAAAAAAAAUGUAUUUUACAGAAGGAGAACUGCCGCCCAGAUGGCAGAGAACUAAGUGAAUUUAGGACGACAACAAUAAAUGUUGGUAAGUAUUUUUAUAGUGUGAUAGAACUAUUACAGAAAGGAAUGGGCAAUGACAACCAUUUUUCACAAGGUCUAAUAAUAUCUCCUUUUGUUCAGUACUGUGAUGAUUAAAUGGAUGCAAAUUAUGGCCUUUGCAUUAGUUUAAUGGCCCACGAUUAAAUUCUAGAAUUGCCUAAUUCUUCACUUGCAAUAUGAUGCGCAAUAAAACUAAUAUACCCUGGGCAUUUUCUGGGGAUUCGGUCAGUGUUAGAUGCCUGUUCUUCAUAGUAUGGAGAGCCAAUUUUGGAUCACGACACAAUGGGUGAGACCCACUAAUUCAGAGAGAGGGUUUGGAGACUAUGUUUGAGAAGUGCAAUAAUAAUAAUAAUAAUAAUAAUAAUAAUAAUAAUAAUAAUACCUUGCUUUGUCUGAUCUAUUCUUAGAUCUUGUUUAACCCCUUAAGGACACAAGAAAUUGUCCAAGUUCUGAACCAAAACAAAACCUAGAAUUUGUACCAUGUGCUUGUUUCAUUUAACUGUAGUUUAAGGGUUUCUCUUUAAUUGUCUUUGUACUUAUUAUAUAUUGUUUUUUGAAAGGACAGAAAGGGCUUUCUUUUAAUAUCCUAUAUGUAUAGCUAAGACAACAGUAAGUGUAAAUACAAUGUUAAAAACUGUUUUUCAUAGUUUUGCUUAUAAUAAUUUUUACACACCCAGUGCAACUAAAUAGUAGCUAAAAAUAACAUUCACGUCUCAGUCCCGAUUGUUAAAUACACAAAAUAUCUAGGAUCUAAAUACAUUUUUAGUAGUUAACACUAAUACUAUACCAACUCUACCCAUAAUCCUAUGCUUACUCUAAUGCUAACUGUAUACUUAACCUAUCCCUAACUUUAAAACGGCAUUAAACCUUACCUUACACUAACCCUACAAACUAACCUUAAGGAAAAUAUUCUCAUCAUGUCAGUACUGAUAUCAUCAGAUUGGUUUCCUAGUUAAAGCAGAGAGUGAUAUGUUGCUGCAAUCUACUGGACGUUUUCAGUAUUGCAGGGAGAGUUUCCUGUAAUACUGAAAUCAAGCCUGAUUUUCCAGGCGAUUUCACUAUGGUACCUUAGUAACUAUCAAGGCCAGCUCCAAUCACAAUCGGACUUAAGGUAUGCAGGGAGUCUGUAGAGACUUAGGGGGUCUCCUUUCAGUAUGUAAAUCACUGCAACUGAGGGCAGUCUGCUCCGCUGUGUUUUUUUUUUCAGAGAAUUUAAAGGACUAUAUGCUAUUGCUGCCUAGCUAUUAAUGCCUGGACUCAAUGGUGUUUGCAUGGAUAUAACCCUACUCACACGAAAGGCUGGGUCAAUACGUCUUGACAUUGUUAAAGCCCAGAAUAGUUAGUAUAUAUUCUGGCUCCAUAUUUCACAUAUUAUUAUUAUUAUUAUUAUUAUUAUUAUUAUGUUAUUUAUAUAGCGCCAUCAAAUACUGCAGCGCUUUACAAUGGGUGGACGAACAGACAUCUCCCGAUUGUAUGAUUAUGGUGACCACAAGGCAAAUGUACCUCCGCAUAAUAUGUGCAAGAUUUCUAAAUCAAGUUAACGUCAUUUUAAAAAUGCAGGUGGCCUAUAAAAAGGUUAGUUGUAUAUGGUUUUCUUUAAAUAUUUUUUUAUUUUAUUAUUUAAUGUCGAGGGAACAUAGGGAAAAAAGCACCAGUAAUGAAUAUACUAAAGCAUACCGUGAAUAUUCCACAUCUUCCUUAGCUUGUUGCAUUUCUCUAUGUAUUAAAUCAUCUCUAAUCUGUCCAUCUAGGCUUUGAACAGAAUCCUGUAUAAGUGUUAAUUUGGGUUUGGAUAUUCGUUAUCCAACCAUAGAGCGUUUUCCCAUUUAUUAUACUGAAGCAAACAGGUUUAAGAAUUUAAAAGGACACUAUAGUCAUCAAAACAACUACACCAUAAUGUAGUUGUUCUGGUGAUUAUAGUAUGUCCUUGCAGGCAUUUUCAUGUAAACACUGCCUGGGUCACGUUAAGCGUCUCCACACUCUGCAUGGAGAUGCUGAACUUUCCCCAUAGAGAUACAUUGAUUCAAUGCAUCUCUUUGAGGAGAUGCUGAUUGGCCAGAGUGAUGUUUGGCUCCUCCCACCUACUUCCCCCUCCUUGGCUGAGAUCAUCAAUACUGAUGAUGUCAGCCAAGAUGGAGGUUGUGGGUGGGGCCACUCAAUAGGCACUGAAAUAAAUGUGUUUUCUAGUUAUGUAAGUGGGUUAUGGACAUCUAAACACUAUAGGGUCAGGAAUACAUGUAUGUGUUCCUGACCCUAUAGUGUUUUUUGAAGGCCAAAGUAGAAAGGCUUGCGUUUCCUCCAGGUGAAUACAUUUCGUACUAAGUACCCAUAACACUAAGCUAAAACACAUUUGUGGAUUCCAGAAUAUGCUUUGAUCUCUCUAGAUUUUAAACCUUUUAUUGUUCAUGUUCGUAUGAAGCUGUCCUGUUUUGAUGCAUUAAAUCUAAUUAUAGGUUCGAUCACCACAGCAGAUGGCUCUGCUUUAGUGAAGCUUGGGAACUGCACAGUAAUAUGUGGCAUAAAAGCGGUAAAUAACAAUUUUUCAUUUAUAAAUUCUGGGUGUGUGAAACAGUUUGUACUGUGAAACUAAAGAGUUGGGCUUAUUUACUUCUCCUGAGACACAUCUUUUGAGCAUGGAAGUUGGCAAUGGUAGAAGACCGGUCUUUGGUUGUUUUUAGCACCAUUAUAUGACUAUUAUUAUUUUUAAACUGGGUUUCUUCUAACAAAAUUAAUUAAAAUGAAACAUAGUAGAAACUGAAGUAUUAGUGCAGAUAUCCAGCUGCUUUGUAGGUUCUGUUUGUAAAUUAACAUCAGCAUGUAAUAUGCUAUUGACAUUAUUAGUUGUUUUUUUUUUUUUUUUCUUCAAACCUUUUUAUGUUUUUUUUUUUUUUUGCAGGAAUUUGCAAACCCCCUUGCAGAUGCUCCAGAUAAGGGCUACAUAGGUAUGUAAAUAAUAGUUAGUAUGUGAGAAUACGUGCCAGAUUGUUCACCAAGUCACACGUGGGAAAUAUCAAAGGAUCUACAAACGCUAGUCCUAAAUAGAAGAGACAGAGAAUUUUUUUUUGGCUUAAGAUUUGUAAAUUCCUUUGUCAACCCCCCACAAUUUCUAGUUUAAUGAACAACCCUGACUCGCUGGAAUUUUAGCAACUAUUUGUCAGGUGUGAAAAAUAAAAUUAAAUAUAGAAUUCCACACAACUUUAUCCUACAUGGGUGCCUCAAUCUUCACUCUCUGUCAAUCAUUGUUAUAAGAUCUAUCCUUUGCACAUGGUGGUCAGCAUAGAGAAGGCAAGAAAAGAAAAAAAAAUUAAACAAUGUUUCUGUUGCUCCUUCUCAGUUGCAAUCUUUGUCCAGGCUUUGCCUUGUCUGUACUCGAAUAUGGUCUACUUUUCUAAAUCCUUAAUAAAAAGUAAAAAAAAAGGGAUGCCAGGGAUACAGUGCUGUAUUUAACCUUGAAACACUAAGUGCAUAAGGAACAGUGCACCCAGAUCACUCCAAUUAGCUGGAUUAGUCUGGGUGCCUAUAGAGUCCCUUUAACACAAGUUAUAUAUUGUUUUCUUUCUUUUUCUUUUUUUAAUUCAGUGGUGUAAUUCCAGAGAAGUGACUGUCCCCUCUUUAGUUACUAUUAUUGUUUACAUUCCCCUUGUUACUUACCGGGUAUAUAAUCCACUUAUUAAAUAUAACACAUAUAAUCUCCUUUAUACCUUAAAACCAGCAAAUGGCACGGCUGAAUGCUGGCAUGUUUGUUAUCCAAAUAUAGGGAGUGCAAGCACUGAUACCAAAUACUUUAUAAAAGUGACCUACUUUCCUUAGGUCAAGGCCACGUGUGUGUGUGUACUUAUUGGGUUAACACAUUUUCCCAAUUCAAAACAAUGACUCCCCUGCUCCAAUGCCCUAUUUAGACACAAGUCUGGAGAAUAGCUUUGCGAUCUUUUGUUCAGAAUGAUCAGAACAUUCUAUUCUGUUCCCGGUGAAUGACGAUUUCUUUCUGUUCUGAUCAUUGAGACUACAAAGGGGGUGGAUGGAAUAGAAUCUUUUAUUCUACUAAUUAUAUAACUACUUUUUGAAUUGCGCCUGAUUUACUUUCCGUUAGUACUGGAUAGGGAUUUGUCAUUUUGAAAUUAUCUCUGUCCCAUUAAUGGCCUCUAUUUAAUAAGCUUUCUAAAUGAUCAAAUACCAUUAGAGAAAACGUUCCAAAUAAUUUACCUACAUCAUUAAGGUCUGUAGAAUUUUUUUGGGUAGAGAACUCAUUUGGAAAGCUUAUUAAAUGAAAGCCGAUGUUCCUAUUUGUUCUACGCCGUGUUUUGUUUGCACAUAGAAAUCGAUAUUCUAGUUUUGUGGCAUGGAAUAAUUUAAUUCAGGGGUAGAUAACCUUCAGCACUCCAGAUGUGCUCUGCAUUUCUUAUAAUGUGCUUACAGGUUACAGCCAUAAAGCUGGCAAAGCCUCAGGGGUGAAAAUGUUAAUCACAUCUGGAAUGCCAAAGCUUGCCUAUCCCUGGUUUAGUUUGUAAUCCUUAUUUUUAUUUUAUUUUUUUAGAAUCUGACUUCAUGUAAACUAAUGAUCAUGGCAAAUAAUGAUCAUCUGUUUGUGCCAGUAUGUGCAAAAACAAAACGGUUCACAAAACAAUGUGAGUGAAUUGCCCACCAGGAUGUAUAACAAAAGCUGGUUCGCUUAAACCAUGAGAUGACAAAAUGUUGAAUUUCAGCUGUUCUAGAACUACCAUGAUUCUCUGCCAAGGCUGGGAGUAAAACAUGUGGUCAUCCUGGUUUAAUUCAAUUGCCCCAAAUGCUGUAGUUUGUGUUUCCCAUGAAGUAUAAUCACCUGGUUGGGCAUCCUUGGGAACAUAAUUUAGUACAGCUGGUCAGCCUUUCAAAAAUCCUGUUUUGCGUGCCGUACAGUAUUUCAGAGAUUUAAAGGAAAUGUAGAGAUAUUUUUUUUAAAUUUGAAACAAGAUAAAACUGCUUUUUGGUUGUUAAUGAUCACGGUGCCAACACAGCUGUAUGUGUAUUUUCAGUUCCCAAUGUAGACCUCACACCCUUGUGUUCUUCACGGUUCCGCCCUGGUCCCCCAGGAGAUGAAGCCCAAAUGGCUAGUCAGUUUGUUGCAGAUGUUAUUGACAAGUAAGAUACUUUUAUACAUAUAUUGUGGAUGCAAGUUGAGGUGAGUGCUGUCUUUUUCUGCUUUUUUUCCUCAGUUUGUCUAUAUAAAUAGUGAGAGAUUGUAUGUGUUUGUAUGCAUUUUUUUUUUAUUGCAGUCAAAAAAAAAACUAUUCAAAUUCCAUAACAUACAAUAUGUUUCUGUCCAGUUCACAGAUGAUCCUAAAAGAAGACUUAUGCAUUACUAAUGGCAAGGUACGGGUACAAAAUAUAUAUAUAUUUGACUUCUCCACUUUUUAUGAUGUGUUCUCCUACGCUGUUUUAAAGGAACAGUUUAUUGUGAAAAAAAAUUAAAGUUUAUUUAUGUAACAAUUUACUAGAUAUACCCCCAUUGAAAACGCACAUGGAUUUGUUGAUGCAUUUUUUUUUUUACUAGGGAUAUAUCUAAAAAUGGCUUGCGAAAGCUGUAGAUCUCAUCUGAAGCCUUUGCAAGUCCCCCUCCCCCCUCCUUUUGGAGCCCAGACUUCCUGCGGCUGUCCAAUUACAGACUUCCUAAUGCAGCUCAGUAAAAGGUCUUUGCAAGCGCCCUUGCCUGCCUCAUGAGUUUUGCUCUUCUGCGCUCAACUACCAGGAAGUAAUAGGACCUGUUUUCUAAUUGACAACCUGGGGGUGUAAACAGGUUCAUUUAGAAAAGUGUCUCAAUUUCUAUUGAGAUCUGCAAUUUUUGUAAACUGAAAAAAGAGGACACAUAAAACAUUUCAGCAAGCUAGAGUGCUUUAGGUGUUUUCAAAUGUUGUUCUAAAGGAACGCGCCAAGCACCAUAACAACUUGAAUGGAGUGAAGUUAUCGUGCCAGAAGGUUCCUGGCAAUAACUUACCUUUAGGGGUUAAACUGUUCAUGAAGUCCAGUGUCCAGCACCCAAUUGCUUGGCACCCUGUAGUCCCACUGCUUAAUUUCUUGAAAGAGGAAGCCUCAGACGGGUGCCACUGAUUGGCUGAGAGUGUCGGCUGACUUUCUAAGCCAAUCAGUAGGCUCCCCAUUCACAGUGCGAAUUAAGAAUUGUAUAAAUGGAUACUGGACUUUGGAGUUAAAGCACUUGUUUAAAAUUUUAAAGGUUUGCAAGCUCCAGGGACUUCCUGGCACCAUAGCUAUUGAAUAGCAGUGACAUUAUUAUGCUGCCCAUAGUGUUUAACCCCUUGCAUGCCCUGGUUGAGUCCCACAUCGAUUGAAUGCUUAAUGCAGGGAAUUAUUUGGGAGCCCCUUAAUGUGGACUAGAAUCCAUUUUUCUUUGUGAUCAUGUUUAAUCCCAAAGACAACUAAAAUGUGCGUCACUGGUCUUUUUUUAAAUGUGGCCAUAGGACAUAACAAAAAACUAAAAUAUGUUGUUUUGUGGUGGUUUGAACAAUAACAUUAAUUUAAUAUAAUUACAUUGGUGGGACUCUUUGUCCUUUAAAUGAAAAUUGCAUUUUCUUACUUCCAGAUGAUCCUCCAGAACUGGAUCCAGCAGUUUUACGUGCUUAUUUUCCCCCUAUUGCAUAGUGAACGAGUCAUUUGGGGACAUGUGUGAUUGAGCGUAGCGAGUGAAUGAAAUCCUUUACCUAAAAAGACCUGUGCUGCAUCAGUGACCACAUUUGCUUUGUUUCCAUAGCUGGUAUGGGUUCUGUACUGUGACCUCAUAUGUCUAGAUUAUGACGGCAAUCUUCUCGACGCUUGUGUCUGUGCAUUGGUUGCAGCUUUAAAAAAUGGUAAGUCCUGGCAGUAUCUAGCCAACUGCAUACACUGUGGCAUAAUACUAAAACCAAUAUCUCCAGUGUAAGUUAGAAUGAUCAGUCGGUCCUUGACAAUUAAAAGGUUCGCUAGCUUUACUUAUGCAAAAGUCUAGUGCACUAGUACUUUAUAGUUGAAUAUACAUUAAAAGUCAUCCCCUCUCCUUCUCUGAUCUUUUACCCAAGCACAUUGUUACAACCCCUUGUUUCGUAGAUACCAUCAUCUUGGAAUUCCAUGAUACCUUGUGCUCAUGAACUGAUUUGUAGUUGAAAUGAAGAACCCCCUGGUCAUGAGAACGAUUUGCAGUAAUUCAGUGAUGUGCAGGAUCAAUGGGUUCCAACAAUUCACUAUAAACUGCAGCGUAGUUUAGAUAUGCAUGAAAUGCACAAUGCAUUUAGAUAAGGAAUUAUGUUUAUUUGUCCACCUAUUCCAAAACCAGGAAGUACAGAUUAUAUUAUAUUAUAUCAGUCACUACUGCUGGGACACCAGUCAUGCACAUUCUUCCUAUGGUCUUUCAAAAGUCAGACAAGCUUUUUUUUUUUUUCUUUGUAGUUUUAUCUUUUGAACACAUUUAACAUUUUAUACAAGGAAAUCUGCUACUUGUUGAUUUUAGAAUCUGUUAAAUGUUCUGAAACAAUAUUGCUUUCAGACUAGUCAUAUUUCCACACCUGAAUGUCUGGUGUAGAAAGUCACAGCUUGUGCUUUUUAUGUGGAGAGCCAGAGGGAACAUUUUAAUUAGUUAACUUUGGUCAAAAUAAUCAUUUUCUGCUUUGAAUAUUCUCCGAGACGUUGUUGGUCUCUUUUUACAGUGCGACUGGCAUCUGUUAAAAUAAACGAAGAUACUGGUUUAGCAGAAGUUGAUUUUGAAACAACUAACCCUUUGAAAAUCCUGAAACAUCCUAUUUCUACAUCAUUUGCUGUUUUUGAUGGGUGAGUAUGACACAUGAACAGGAAAAAAAGGCUUACUCAAAAUUUUUUGUUUAUAUUCUAAUUAUCAUAAAAUCUGUCAAGGUGGAAACUAAUAUUUUAAUGAGACAUUCUUUAAUGUGCAUACUAAUCAUCAUGUUUGCAGGGCAGUCUUUGGACUUACAAGUGCUCAGUCCCAGAGUCCAGUGCGUGCACAUUCCUCAGCAGCCACACAAUUUAUUUUAAUUUUAUAAAGUGAAUAUUAAAAUGCUCAAUCACGUGUCAUUUCUAUUUAUCAACCAAAGGAAAACGAAUUGAGUAGUGUGUUGGAUGUGAAGUUGUGUAUAUUUAUGAUGGCUGUAUGUGGCAGGCUGUGUGUGAUUUGUGUAGGUAACUACCUUGUGGUCCAGUGGCAGCUGUGAUUGUGGUCAUGCUCCCUGGUGGUUGCGUGGAUAUACAGUGACUGAUAGACUGGUUAUUCCAAAUAUACUUCAUUAUUAUGAAGUAUUAGUCCUUGCUCAGUUCCCUCCAUUUCCAUCGAGACAUUUAAACUGUGUCAAUAUGAAGGAUUCUGUGAUAUCUCCAGCUAGAAUAUGAAAUCUCUUAUUGACUGACUCCAAAACCACACUCUCUAACAUCUGUCCAUUACCUGGAGAUUAGGAAAAACCCAGAAAGAGAGUAUGAUAUUUGUAUUUUAUCUCUACUAACUUUCCAUUUCUUGAUCAUGAACAUAUAACCUGACCAUUUGUCACAAUGCAGGUAUUGGAAAGUCCUUGUUUAAUAAAAUCAUGUUUCUUACCUUCAAAGUGUUGAGCUGUAUGUUUACAUUGCCCUAUUAGGAGGGUUAUUUAAACUUAGAUGUUUUCUUUCCAUAUCGACAAACUUACAAAACGAUACCCCAUAAAGAUAGUAAUUGAGAAGGGUUGAUUACGGUAUGUUACACUGCAAUCCAGAAUGCUACCUAUAAAACACCUGCAAAUUACAAAGUAGGAUGAAAAAAGGAAGUUCAUACUAAAUUUUCCAAUGUAUAUUGGACACUGGUCCUAAAAUAUGAUGGUUUUCUUGAGAUGUACAAAUCAUAUGGAACUAUCAUACGAACAGCUAUUUCCAUGGUAGCUGACACUUUUUCCAUAGCUAGAAAAGCGUUAUUCCACCCUUUAUACGUUUGUCUUUUUCCCACAUUUUCUGUAAUCCACCAGAAUAAUUAAUACAUCAGUUACUUAAUUAUUCCUGUCUGGAUUUUUUUUUACGUCCCCCACCACUACUAAGAUGUUUUUCCUGUUGAUUUACUAAAAUGCACAUUUAUACAUUAAACAAAACAUGUAAGAAGCUGCACCCCUGCCAACUAAACCUUCUACUCUAACAGUGCAGGGAAGAUUUAAACGUUUGCACUCUUUUUUUUAUUUUUUCUUUCUCAUCGCGAAUUAGAUUUAUUUUUUUUAUACCAAAAAUUGAACAUGAAAAAACAAAACUGAUGAAAUAGCUGCGGUGAGGAAUAAUGUGACUCAAGUAAGGACACAAAUAGGAGUCCAUCGGAAAGGCAUCAGAAAAGCCAUACUAAAAGCAAAUGCUGCACUUUUUAUAUAUAAACUACAAUUUAUAUUGGAAUGUGAUAGCAAACCUUUUAUUUUUUUUUUCCUUCUUACCAUGAAGGAUGCAUUCAGUAAAGAUGUUAUGUCUCUUAUGCCUUUAUCUAUGUGUACAUCUCUGUCUAUGGAUUUUUGUAUAUGUAUCUUACUGUGUGUAUUACUGUCUCCAGACGUAAAACUUCUAAAUGUCUCUCAAAAGAAUAAAAACCUAAUCUUUAAAGUGAUUUUACAGGUUUGUGUCGGAAUUCUAAUGACUGAUUUACACACCUGUAAAAAUAAAUAGCUGAAAUCUUGUGAAAUCUUUUGUUCAAUAUACAGACUUUAUUGCUGUAAAAGCUGUCACUUUUUUUUAUAUAUAUAUAUAUAAAUCAUGUUAAUUUUUAUGGGCACUCUCCCUUAAAAUUUUAGUUUUUAACCUCCGCCUGUAGGAAUUGAUUAUUACUAAUUUUAAUGGUGAUAUAUUUUCCGACAUGUUCAUGCAGAAAUGUGACGCAAUGUGCGAUUAAAUUAUUAUUUUUUUAUGAUUACAUUUUAGUUGCAAGUUGAUUAUAGAAGCAAGUAUAUUGGGCAAAGAAAAUCAAAUGAAUGUUUUAAAAGUAAAAUUGCUGUGCUGUUCGUAGGCAGUAAUGAAAAAGGUUGCAGUUUUGGGAUUUGCUUAUUUUGCCAUUAUUCUGAAAUUAACCUAUAUUUCAAAUGUGUCUUUUUAGCACAUUCCUUCUAGUGGAUCCCACAGGAGAGGAGGAGGGCUUAGCCACUGGGCUGAUGACCAUUGUAACUGAUGAAGACGAACGAAUAUGUUCUAUUCGUAAACCAGGUAAUUUUUAUUACUCUAGGUCACAAAAGUUCUUUUGUCUAUAAAAAUGGCUGAAAAAUAGGCCAGGGACAUGUAGUUUAGGAACGGAGUGUCUAAAACAAAUAGAUUGGUGUCUGUGACAGUGACAUGGUAUAUCAAGCACUGUCCACAAUCCUGUGGUCAGUUUAAAAGAUGGAAGUCAGUGGAGCAGUGCAAAUGAGAUCUGUGACUCCAGAUCAGUUUGCCUCCCAUUUUUUUUUCUUUUUACUUAACAGGACUGGUUUAGCUUUAUUAGAAAUUUCCCGUAAUGUAUUAUUUUAGCAGAGCUUUUUUUCUUAUGAUCUUUUCUAGUUUCCGCAGAAUGCUAUGAGAUUAACAGUGUUGUUUGGAAGACUAACAUGUUUCCAUUUUGCCUUGUCAUAACUAGUGUACGUCGAUAGUUGUGUAACCAUGCUCUGUUGCUUCUGGGGCUACUGUAAUGCUUAAAAGACCACUCCAUAUUCAUAAAGCACUUGGCUUGCUGACGUUGUUUACGGGUGAGGAGUAUCCCACUGAAAAAGAACUUUAUAAAAUAGUGGAUUAUCAUAAAAAUCAUUAAAUAUCCCCUUGAAUAUUGAAAGUGCCCCCUGCGUUUCUACUCACAGACCUCACCUAAGACCAGUGCUUGUUGGGAUAUUUUCAUAAGCUUUCCCAGUGAAGAGACUGAACAUGUCUUCCAGGGAAAAAAGGGAGGACUCACAAAUGAUGCAUUUCAGAAGAACUGCAGUUUUAGCAAGCUCUUUCAAGAUAAACCCCCAAUGUAUACAUGCAUUAAAGGACCACUAUAGUGCCCUCAGGUUCCCCUCCCGCCGGGCUCUGGGGGGAGGAAGGGGUUAAACUUAACUCUUUCUCCAGUGCCGGGCUGGGAACUCUCCUCUUCGGCUGAAUGCGCAUGUGCGGCAGGAGCUACGCGCGCAUUCAGCCAGUCCAUAGGAAAGCAUUCACAAUGCUUUCCUAUGGAUGCUGGCGUCUUCUCACUGUGAAAAUCACAGUGAGAAACGCGGAAGCCCUCUAGCUGCUGUCAAUGAGACAGCCACUAGAGGCUGGAUUAACAAAUUUAUAAACAUAGCAGUUUCUCUGAAACUGCUAUGUUUAUAAAAAAAAAAAAGUUAACCCUAGUAGGACCUGGCACCCAGACCACCUCAUUAAGCUGAAAUGGUCUGGGUGCCUAUAGUGGUCCUUUAAAAACAGGAAAAUGCAUGCAUGCAUUAAGUGAGGGUAUAUCAACUAAAGUGCUUUUUGUUCCAUUUUUCUAAGGAGAGAUAGAAAUCAUAAAUUAUGAACACACCUACCCUUAAACUAAGUAUGAACCAAAACGAGUAUACAUUUUCUCAGUUAUUUUUUGCAAAGACGCAGAGAGGUAUUAGUCCAGAACAUAUAUUGAAACAUCAGUUUUAAAUGAGCAUCUUGAAAAAAAAUAAAAAUAAAAAUUCUGGAAUGUUUUCAGCAUCUGGUAUUCUCAUGUAUGUUUUCAUUAAAAUCAAGGUCCAAGUUACAAAGAGAGACCAUAGAAGGUCUCGUGAGUUAAACAUACACUGGCAUCAUUUGGGGACUAAAAGCAUCUUCAAGUUAACCUUGAUGGUUGUCACUCUGACUUAUUUAUGUUGUGGAAGAAAAAUAAAUUUCUCAAGGGUUAUACUGAUGUUGGAGCACUGUACUGUGAAUGGUACUCCCUUUUUAACAGUCAAACGUCUAAUGUUUAACCCCUUAAGGACACAUGACAUGUCUGACAUGUCAUGAUUCCCUUUUAUUCCAGAAGUUUGGUCCUUAAGGGGUUAAAGGAAAACCGCUGUUUUUAUUUUUGAAAAUAGAUUACAUGUAUUAUAGCCUCUGUGUGCAAUUUUGUAAUUCAUACAUUGAAUACCUCUUUAUUGCAUCUCCCUGCUUUACAGGGGUGGACAGUUUUGAUCCACUGUAUAUAGAAGCACAUGGUGUGCAUAAUUUCAAUGUCUGGAACAGCUCACAGCACAUUUUUGAAAUGUCCGUCAUUUGCAUGUGACAUUUGAAUUUGGAAUAGCAAAAUGUAGACAGUGCCGUUUCUAAGAAAUAGCACUGUUUUCAUUUGCAAGGCUGCAGGGGCAGCAUCUGUGCCCCCAAAUCAUCCAACAUUAAAGGUACACUAUAGUGUCAGAAAUACAAAUAUGUUCUCCUGACACUAUAGAUCUAAAAAGCUGUUUAAGGCCCCAGCCCACGCUGACCUAUGGUUAGAAAUGUGAAUUACUCACCUUUCUCCAGCGCCGCACUGGCCCCACCAACACAUUGCCCCCUUGGCUGAGAUCAGCAAACUUGGUAACUUCAGCCAAUCCAAUACUUUCCCAUAGGAAAGCAUUGGGAGGCUAUCAAGCAUGCGCGGCAAAUCAGCUACAUUUAGCUGUAGUUGUUCUGGUGACUAGUGUCCCUUUGAAGUGAUUUGAGAUCAUGCACAGUCCAGUUAUUUUGAAACAAAUACUUUUGUGCGAGGCAUAACAAUAAAAACCAAAUCUGCUGCUAAUAUUUCUUAACAUCUCACAAAAGGCAAGAAUUUAUAGCAGUUUGUUCAUGUGAGCACCUGUUCACUGCUUGAGAAAAAUACAUAGUCAUAACUAAAAAGUGAAGUGUCUUGAAAAAUAAGAUUCAGUUACACUGCAUACAAUUACUUUCUCUUUCAUCAAGUUAUUCACUAAACCAGCAUCUGUGUAGAAAUGAGAGCAAUCAUUUUAGGCCAAACGAGGUAAAUUCUACAAACUCCAUGUUUUUCAGUUCUGCCAUCACUUAACAAUGUGCAAUCCCUUUCACAGUUCUCCCUAGUUCCUGCUUGAAUAAAUAGCCCCAUAUAAUUUGCUAACAAAAUUUGUCUGGCAUGGUUGAUAAGAAAAUAAGUUUGGAUGGCACAAAUCUUAACAUUUGUUUCCUCUAGAUUAGAUUGUGCCUGCAAUCUAAAUGAUAGUAUACACAUAUCUCAUCUUACAUUUUUUUGUAAAUGGAAUUAAAAAAAAAACCAAACAAACAACAUUGUAUUUUGAUUUGUGAAACAUGUUGUAAACUGCUUGAUAUCUCUUAAGGUGGAAGUGCCCUGUCCCCAGAGAAACUCCAAGAGUGCAUCAGUCGAGCAGUCACGCGACACAAAGAAGUUCAAAAUUUGCUGAAUGAGGUUUUGGAGAGUGUAAAAUCAGAAAAGUCGUUUUAAAAUGAACAUGUAAAAAAUUUGUAUUUGUUGCUAUGGCUGCACAUUUUUGUACUAAAUAAAAUAAAAAAACAAACAUACAAUUAUUGAAUUUCAGAGAGUUUGCUAUCCUGAUUCAGUGUCUUUUUUUUACCCACACAGCUUAUUCUGUAUCGGGAAAUUACAUUUAAAAAGGUUUUAAAAUAGCCAUUUACAUGAUCUUUCUAAUACACCUUGUUUCUCUGUCCGUUGUUUUCCUCCUCUUGAUGCCUCUGUCUUCAGUGUUUACUUUGCGUUUCGCAGCAUUGUAAUGUUACCAUUUUUUAAAAAUAUAUAGAUAUAAAACUAGAAGGCCAUUGUUGGUUGUCGCAUUCUGUCGCUAAAUGAAGCAGUGAUGUGGUAUACAAAAAUCAGGGUUUUGGUUCCCAGGAUGUGGAUCCCCUUCUUUUAUUUCUUGGACUGUCUGAAUGAACCUGGUGGUGCAGAGGUGCCGCUUGGGCUGUUGCCAUAGCCAUUUGCUGCAUUUGAUGUCGCAAGAAUCGCAACUGCCAAAGUAAGGUUAAGGAAAGACAAAAAGGAUAACUUUUAGUACCGGUCAUAUUGGUUACAGGAAGGGCAGACAUGUGUUAGCCCUUUGACUGCUGUCAAACUACACAGCCCAUAAUGCUUUUCCAGCCAACAGGCUAGCAAAGCCUCGUAUUUCGAAAACAGUCAGAUGACUAUCUUUUGGGUACACCUGGAUUACAAGAGUUCCAUGCAAAGCAGGGGUUUAUGGACACUAUAUAGAACCAUGAGUAUGGUAGGAGGAUAAAUGAAUGAGCAGUCAUGCAGCAUCAGUGGCACUAAAACAUAUCAAAUUCCAAAACAGUUCUCUGCCCAUAUAGCUACAGUAAAUCAGCAACUUCAGUAAGGAUCCAAACACCUAGCAUUUCAUCCUUUCUAAUUCAUGCAAAAAAUCUGACUUCCACAAACUGCAUGUGAACUUGCUAGAUAGUUUAUGAAUCAUAUGGCCCAAUCAUGGACUAGUAACCUGGGUAGAUAAAUAGAGGGUGUAGUUGGAAAAAGCAGGAUAUGGUCCAUAGUUUUGUUACUCCUCUUGUAGGAAUUGGAACUACGCCAAUUACAUGCGGUGCCUACAUUUUGUAUACAAUACGCCAAGUUGACCAGCACAUGCACCGUAAAUCACAAAAAUGUUCUUUACUGUCGCAUCUUCCAGACUACUAGCAAAUAUUACGAUCACGGAAAUGCUGAAUGAUAAUUAAAUUUACUUUGCUGUGCCUACUUAGAAAGUAUUGUUCUAUCCAAACGUCUUGCUUUAUAAAGCAGAAUGUAUUAUUGUUUUGAGCCAGCCUGAGCGAUUUUUAGGGAAGUUGCUGGAUUACUUGUAUCUGUUGCUGCUGUAAGGCAUGUUGCUGCUGCUGUAAGGCAGGAGAGAGCUGGAAUUUCUGCUGUGGAAGGGUUGGCCCAGGUCUGUUCAUAGCAGAGCCAAGCUGAGGUAACACUAAGGAGAGGAGAAGGGGAGAGUGGAGGUCAAGAAAGAAGGUUUUGGAAUGAAGGAUCUAAAGAGAGCAAGGGCUUGUUCUUCGCUGCACAUCCAAUAUCAGAUGCACUUGGACCCUGAAAAGCUGCAGUUCAGUUCAAAUCUUUUGUGAAAGUAAAUAGUGUUGGUCUGCAUGUGUGACUAUUAAAUAUACAUGUAAAGGUCAGAAAAAAUAUUUUGCAAAUGAGAGCUUAGGGGAUCGAGUUUGAAGCACUGUGUGUUCUUGGACAAAGAUCUGGAAUAUAUUUACAUCACAUAAAUACAAAAAUAGAAUAAACAAUGAAAAUCAGCCUAGUCAAUGGAAGCGGUACACUUAAUUUUUAAAUUACGCAUUGGUAUAGGUGAGGGCAAAUUUUCAGUCAGUCAGUGAUGGGUCUUGCAGUCUGCUGUUUGUUGUGUUGCCAGAUCUACCUUGUUUAAAGGGAGCAUAACACGUGUAUGCAUAUAUAGUAUAGGAAGGCAUUUUUAACAUACUGCCCUCCUGCAUGUGCAGGGAAACAUGGCUGUCCUACAAGCGAAUCAGAAAUAAAAUCACUGACCAAUAUGAGGGGAAACAAGCUCUAACUCUCGUGAGCCUGAUACUUUUGGAGAUGAUUGCUUGCUCAAGAAAAAAAAAUUAUAGCGUAAAUUAAGGCAGGCUGUAGGUGACAUACUCCCUUCGUUUAUAUAUCUGUUUAUAUAUAAACCACUGCUGUCUUGAAAGAUUCACUUUCGCUGCAUGACUUAGCCACAGCAUGAAGGCAAGGAUCAUGAGAUAUUACGAGAUAGAAGGAAAGGGGAUAUUGCAUGGUCUGGAACAAACACUUGGGUUGCAGAUACAUACCGGCUGCUUGAGAAGGCAUAAAACCUCCUACUCCUGUUAAGUUAAUAACAGCUGCUUGCUGGGCUGAUAAAGUCUGAUCUUGACUAUUAGGACCCUGAUCCAUUCCC